ACUGCCCACAGUCUGAUGCUAUCCACUGUUGUCCACUGUUCUAAGAUUGUAAAUAAACUCUCUGCACAAUCUGCAGCCCAGAUUCAAAACCCUUAGCCCAGAAGUAGCCAGACCUUUCUGGCUUCUUUCAGCCAGAGGUGUUUGCUCUUGACCUUUUCUCUCGCCACACCCUGAGGCCCUUGGGAGGAGCUGAGAUCUGCACUGCAGUGCCAGGAUGCUGACUCUGUUGGUGCUGGCUGCUGCUGCCUUCCUGGGCCCCGUCACAUCCUUCUUGCUCAACUACUGGGUGCACAGGAUGGAAACUUCUCUCCCUUCUCUGGAAGACAGUGCGUGGCUUGGCUUCACGGAGUUGUGGCUGGAGACUGAAGCAGCCCCUUUCUCAGGCUUUCUGUCACCAGUCUGUCUGUGUUAGGGGAGAGGGGAGUCCGCUGUGUCCUGAAGGCCCAGAGAUGGAAGGACAAGUGGUAGGCCGGGUGUUCAGGCUCUUCCGACGUCGAGCAGGACCGCCCCAGGACAAUUCGGGGGAAGCUUUAAAGGAACCAGAAAGGGCCCAGGAGCACUCUUUGCCCAACUUUGCUGGGGGGCAGCACUUCUUUGAAUACCUUCUUGUGGUUUCUCUCAAAAAAAAGCGUUCACAGGAUGAUUACGAGCCUAUAAUCACCUAUCAAUUUCCCAAGCGGGAGAACCUGCUUCGGGGUCAACAGGAGGAGGAGGAGCGGCUACUCAAAGCUAUCCCCUUGUUCUGCUUCCCAGAUGGGAAUGAGUGGGCAUCACUCACCGAGUAUCCCAGGGAGACCUUCUCCUUCGUUCUGACCAAUGUGGAUGGGAGCAGAAAGAUUGGAUACUGCAGGCGCCUUUUGCCUGCCGGCCCUGGCCCUCGCCUUCCCAAAGUGUACUGCAUCAUCAGCUGCAUCGGCUGCUUCGGCUUGUUCUCCAAGAUCCUGGAUGAAGUGGAGAAGAGACAUCAGAUCUCCAUGGCUGUCAUCUACCCGUUCAUGCAGGGCCUCCGAGAGGCAGCCUUCCCUGCUCCUGGGAAGACUGUCACUCUCAAGAGCUUCAUCCCCGACUCAGGCACUGAGUUCAUUUCACUGACACGGCCCCUGGACUCCCACCUAGAACAUGUGGAUUUUAGUUCUCUAUUGCACUGUCUCAGUUUUGAACAGAUACUUCAGAUCUUUGCCUCUGCUGUGCUGGAGAGAAAAAUCAUCUUCCUGGCGGAAGGUCUCAGCACCCUGUCUCAGUGCAUCCAUGCUGCUGCUGCGCUGCUCUACCCCUUCAGCUGGGCGCACACCUACAUCCCUGUUGUCCCUGAGAGCCUUCUGGCCACCGUCUGCUGCCCCACCCCCUUCAUGGUUGGAGUACAAAUGCGCUUCCAGCAGGAGGUCAUGGACAGCCCUAUGGAAGAGGUCCUGCUGGUCAAUCUUUGUGAAGGAACCUUCUUAAUGUCGGUUGGUGAUGAAAAAGACAUCCUGCCACCGAAGCUUCAGGAUGGCAUCUUAGACUCUCUCGGUCAGGGGAUCAAUGAGUUAAAGACUGCAGAACAAAUCAACGAGCACGUUUCAGGCCCUUUUGUACAGUUCUUUGUCAAGACUGUGGGUCAUUAUGCUUCCUAUAUCAAGCGGGAGGCAAAUGGGCAAGGCCACUUCCAAGAACGAUCCUUCUGUAAGGCUCUGACCUCCAAGACCAACCGCCGAUUUGUGAAGAAGUUUGUGAAGACACAGCUCUUCUCACUUUUCAUCCAGGAAGCUGAGAAAAGCAAGAAUCCUCCUGCAGGCUAUUUCCAACAGAAAAUACUUGAAUAUGAGGAACAGAAGAAACAGAAGAAGCCAAGGGAAAAAACUGUGAAAUAAGAGCUGUGGUGAAUAAGAAUGACUACAGCCACACACCAUUUCUGGACUUCAGCCCCUGCCAGUGUGGCAGGAUCAGCAAAGCUAUCAGCCCCCCAAAUCCAUAACCUCACUCUGAGUCUUGGUAUCCAGGUAUUGCUUCAAAUUGGUGUCUGACAUUUGGAUCCCUGGUAUCGAUUUCUCAGGACUUUGGAGGGCUCUGACACCAUGCUCACAGAACUGGGCUCAGAGCUGCAUUUUUUUGCAGAGGUGACACAGGUAGGAAACAGUAGUACAUGUGUUGUAGACACUUGAUUAGAAGCUGCUGCAACUGCCCUCUCCCAUCAUUACAACAUCUUCAACAGAGAACACACUUUGUGUUCGAAAGGCUCAGCCUCUCCACAUAAGAAGUCUGUGGACGUGUAAGGAUGAGAGUAAAGAGGAAAAUCUUAUUUUUA
Chlorocebus sabaeus (green monkey) is the source of this 2284-nucleotide messenger RNA. RefSeq names its product DENN domain containing 2D (gene DENND2D). Gene Ontology annotation, cellular component: nucleoplasm; cytosol. The record is from RefSeq and is a predicted model, not a curated record. Lineage: Eukaryota; Metazoa; Chordata; Mammalia; Primates; Cercopithecidae.